Molecule: messenger RNA, 270 nt
Organism: Arabis nemorensis
Lineage: Eukaryota; Viridiplantae; Streptophyta; Magnoliopsida; Brassicales; Brassicaceae
Source: the annotation of a GenBank genome assembly
AUGGUACCCAUACCUUGUGAACCUUUCCAAUAUAUGCAGAUUGCAGGGGAUUUGCCGUCUAAGCUUUUCACUUACGAUCACGAACCUUCUCACGGGAAAGUGAAUGUCUACUUUAGAGUUGAUAAAUGGCUACACGCUAUUGAUGGGGCACUCGAUAAGAAGCAGGGAGAGAGACUUAUGAACUCACAGUUUGGUGAAGGUGAACUACAAUCUAGUCCUGAUACCAUUGCAAAUUCACGGAGGAAAAAUCUGAUUGGUUUCUCAGUGUAG